CCCAGUAGGAAGUGACGUGACCAGACGGAAAAUUUACUUUUUGAUCGGUCGAUCAGUUGCUUGUUAAUCAUUGUCCUAAAAUAGACAGUCCAAUAUUGUUAACUUUACAAGAACAACACCAUGUUGAACGUCAGUCAGAAUCUUGACAGCUAAACACAGGAAUUAAUCGUCAGAAAAUAAGAAAAAAGGAAAAUCAGACCGCCAUUUUAUCAAACCAAAAACACUUCUUCAAGUUAUGGCGAAAAAGACAUAUGAUUUAUUGUUUAAGUUACUUUUAAUUGGCGAUUCUGGAGUAGGGAAAACAUGUUUACUAUUUAGAUUUUCAGACGAUGCUUUUAAUACAACAUUUAUAUCAACAAUAGGUAUAGAUUUUAAAAUUAAAACUGUAGAAUUAGGAGGAAAGAAAAUUAAAUUACAAAUAUGGGACACCGCUGGUCAGGAACGAUUUCACACAAUAACCACAUCCUAUUACAGAGGAGCAAUGGGAAUUAUGCUAGUCUAUGACAUAACAAAUCAUAAAACUUUUGAAAAUAUUACUAAAUGGUUACGAAAUAUUGAUGAGCAUGCAAAUGAAGAUGUAGAAAAAAUGAUUUUGGGAAAUAAGUGUGACAUGGAUAGUAAGAGACAAGUGUCAAAAGAUAGAGGAGAUGCUAUUUCAAAAGAACAUGGUGUACCAUUCUUAGAAACUAGUGCUAAAGCUAAUGUAAAUGUAGAAAAAGCAUUUAUGGACCUAGCACAAGCAAUUUUGAACAAGACACCUGGCAGAGAAAUGGAACCAAGACAAGGAGUAGAUAUGACUACAAAAAAGCAAUCAUCAGGUGGCUGUUGUUGAUAGUAACCAACAGUGCUCUAAUGGUAUCAGUUUAUACUGGUACCUUCUUUAUUCCAUCAGAGAACAGUUCUUACAUUAAUCAUCUUACUGUUUUGUCAUUUACAUGGUGACAGAAAUGACCUUGUCAAAUGUUUCUAAAAGCAGUUGUCAUGCUUAUUUUAUUUUAAAAACUUAUGAUUAAUAUGACAGCUUAGCAAUGAGAUGUGAAAACUGUAUUUAUAUUACUAUCAUAUCUGUUUCAGAAGGUUCAUAAAAUUACUUUACAUAAAGCAUUUCUUUCACAAUAUAACUAAAUCAGUAAUCUUUGGUACUUGGUAUUUUUAAAACACCACACUGGUUGCUAGACUUUCUAAAAAUAUAAAUCUUUUAAGAAUUUGAAUGGUAUGUAAUGGUAUAUGACAUAUGAACAAAACGCUAAAUGUUGCAAACAUUGUAUACUAUAGUCCGAAGAUUUUGUCCACUUGUUAUACUUCAGAAAUGGGUGAUAAAAUUACUUGUCUUUAGAUUUUGCUAUUUUCCAACUUCAUUUUUCUAUCUUGAAAAAAUAUACAGUGCAAUAAUUAUGCAAAGAUUGAAAUGCUUAAAAGUAUUAAAGGGGCAUUAGCUACAAGAUAUAAAAAAAAUAAAAUAUGAUUAUUUUUUUUUGGUGCAAUCAUUAAUGAAAGUGAAAUAGUGAAAUGAUAAUUCGCUUUUAGCAUCCAAUUUGGUUCCAUUUUGUCAAAAUAAGCUAAGAAACAUCACUGAUGAAUUAUUUACUUGCAAGUGAAUAAUUCGACCUCAUUGAAUCCGUAUUCAUGUGACCUUCAAUUUAACCCCUUAGCUAAAGAUGGGUUACGCAUGAAUUAGGCGUGUUCAGUUAUUAAAAGGAAUAGAAUGUUAACACUGAAAGUGAAACAAGGUUAAACCAUUUGAUUGACUGAUUCGAUCCACAAAAGCUCAUUCUUAUACAGGUAAAAACGAUGAUUAACAUAUAUUUUUAACCUAUAAUAUGAAAUCAAACAGACCUAGAAAAAUCCAAUAGCAUGAGUUUGCUAUCUAUUUAUAUCUAUAUUUAUGUUUAUAUCGGUUAUAUGACUGUUGGCAGUCUUCAGGGGUCACCUUGAUGAAUAAAUAGGUGGCGUCUAGACUAAAAUACACACGAAAUAUGAGAAUUUGAGUCAAAUCGGUGAACAUGAAUUUGACAGCUAAUGCCCCUUAAGAACUGACCAAUAUUUUCCAACAGGGAUAGGAAAUUUAGGGCUGAAAAUUAAGAAGUUUAUAAAAGGCAAACUUGAAAAUAUGAUGGUAUGUUUUUCUUAUUUAUAGACCAUCUUACUGUAAAAAUGUAACUAUACAAACUAUUGCUUAAGAUGUUUGAUAGUAUUCCUGACAGCUUUCCUAUUUUCAUAUGUCAGGACUAUAUAUGUCCUAAAUUCAGCAUUUAAUAAAUGUGCAAAUUGGGUCUGAUUUUGCGUCACUAAAUGAAAAAACAUUGGGAUUCAAAAUUUGCAUUACCAACAUUUCUCCUUACAAACCGUUACAACAUGAUUUUCUAUAUAAUGCAAAAGAUUCCAAAUACAAUGUAGGGCUUUUCCAUUCAAAUAUAAAUAUGGGAAGACAGUUUCAAAAUCUAAACUAUCUGCUGGUGUCAAAAUACUCUCAUGUAUUAUGAAAAUAUAAGUGAAAUUCAAAAAUUGCCUCCUUAGGUGGUUCCCCUAUUUGAUGUGCAUCCACUGGUAACAAUGUAUGUUUUAAUGGAAGUAUAAUGCUGCAUAAGGCAGAACAAUAUAUUGUUAUUGACACUAAUCUAAAUUCACACUAUACAUGCUAUAACUGUUGCUUGAAAAAUUUGCAUUUAAUUCUGUUAGCAGUUUUUGACUACAAUAUAAUUUUCAAUUUGACUUACAAGCAGAUUUUGUUGAUUUAGAAUGUUUAAUGUAUUCAUGUAUAAUAUGUGCAGAUAUGAACAUUGUACUCUGCAAUGCUAUUCUAAUGAUUGAUUUGUCAGGCAUAGAUGUAUGUAAUAUUUUAAUGAAAAAUUAUGUGCUUGUUAAUAUAUAUAUAUUUUUUUAAAGCUGUGAGGGAAAAUUUUUUCACAAACAUUUCCAAAUUUUCAAAUUGGUAAAAUCUUUAUUGAAAGAACACACUAAAAAUUUGAGCUAUUCCUGAAAAUUAUUAGGAAAAGGUGGGACAAGGUUUAAAGUCCUCUUGAACCAACUAAUCUUGGAAUGCAUAUUAUAUGUAAUGGAAAUCUUACAUAUUAAAGAUAUGAACUAGUGCCUUCCAGCCCUUUCACACAUUUCUUUCCUUAAAUAACUUAUCAUAUUGCUUUCAAACAUAUUAAGUUCUGAAAUCUCUAAUAUGUUUGUCACUUCAAAAAAAAUUUAGUAAUAAAUUGUAAAAUAUUAAAUUUAUCUUCAUCUGGUAUAUUAUACUGACCAUUGUUUGUUAAUACUAUGUUCAGAAGCCAAAUAUAACAUUACAACUGUUCAUCAUAAUUUUUUUCUUCAGGAAAGUAUAAUGUAGGAUAAACAAAAUUAAAUCCAAAAUUGUAUAAAGAUGCUGAACCGAAUUCUGAAGUUCAGAGUUUUUACAAAAUGAGAAGUUUAUAUUUUCAUUGUUUACUUAAUACACCAUACAUAAGUUCAUGUUGAUAUCAAGUAGAUAUAUACACUGUAUGCCAGCUCGGUUGAAAUAUUUGCAAAAGUCUACUUUAUAUAAUAACUGCUUCAAAACUGAUUUCAUUUAUAUCCAAAAUCAUGUUUACAACAAAUGUAAGGAUAUUUUUACUUAUUGGUAUUUAGUUUUACAGGCCAGAUCAAGAAGUCCCGGUCGAUUUGUGUUCAAUUAAAUGGUCAUAUAACCUUAUAAAACAGGCCACCCUUUAAACCAGAUACCUACAGUCAUGCCGACCGACUGAUUACUGUUCACCUGUCACAUUUAUUUCAUUACCCAAGCUAUUUAUGCUAUGACAAAUUAAGAUAUUUACAAAUGUUAUUACAUGUUACUACUGUAAAUUCAGAAAUUAUUGCGUGCAUUUAUUAUUGCGAUUUUAGAGGAAGAGACAAAAAUGCGAGAUUAAUUAUUGCGAAUUCAGAAUCAUCUGCAUAAAGAUAUGUGUAUAAGAUUUCGGAAUGCGAUUUCUUAUUAUUGCGUUACUCAACCAGUCGCAUUAUUCGCAUUAAUAAAAACCUCGCAAUAAUUUCUGAAUUUACAGUAUUAAUUGGUAGAACAUUUUGAUAAACUGUUAAAGAAAUACCAUUAAAGUAUGGUAUAUUUUAUUUAUUUUCUGCAAAAUAAAAAAAAAUAAUUUAUUAUAGAAUAGAAGUUGUAGAUGUAUUUUAUGACACAUAUGAUAUACACAACUAAAAUUCACAGAGGAAAACUUAUAUUUUGAUUAAAGUAAAAUACAUUUUCAAAUAUACUCAAAACACAUAAUGAAGGGAAGUAACUCUUGAUGAUUUCAAUUUUCCACAAACCGACCACCCCCGCAAAAAGGGUGUUUUCCGUGGUCCAAUGGGCGGCCGGUUUUGAGAGGUUUCACUGUACAACAUAAUAGCCUUUGAAAUUUCCUGUAAUACCUGAAAAGAAGAUUGCAUGUUGUUCCCAUUGAUAAGAAUUAUUAUGUAACUGGUUUAUUAAUGUUUUACUGGUUUUACUGCAAAACAGUGAUGCAAAAGUCUCUAUCAAUUAAAGACAAUAGUAACACAUAUAAGUGAAAGGUUAUGAUCCAACCUGGAUGAUCUAUGAUAAGUGAAUACAUUUUGAUAAGGGUAUUUAAAACUAAUGUAUUCUACUCUGAAGUUUCUAUUCCCUGUUUAUUUUUGUAACUAAAAAAGGAAGAGACAAUUUGUUGAUGAAAUGGCCAUCUUGAUGAAAUGUGGAAACAAUGAAAUACAUCUUUUUAUGAUGUUCAUAUGUAGAUAUGUAUAUUUGAUAUAUAUAUAAACUAACAUAGUAUAAGCAUUUACAAAAUAACUAAAAUACUGAAUAGAAAACAUCAAAUAUUUUUCAACCAGAAGACUUGUUUAUUAUUUGCUGUGAUAUUUGGGCUGUAAUGUUAUGAAACUUGGUAUGUACACUUGAUCAUUUUACAGAUAGUCAUCAAUAUCAUGCAGAAUAUGUCUAAGUGAUGAAAUUUUAUUCUAUCAUUUUGUUACGUUGAAAUUUUGUAUUUUUGUUUAUCAUAAGUGAUUUUCUUAAUGAUGAUUCUUAUGCAACAUUAUUUGAAAAGUAAAAUUAUUUAAAAAUUAAAAAAAGAAUAUAUUCAUUGAUAAUCCACUCUUAUACGUUAAAAGAAAGAGUUAUUUAGAUUAUCAGACUUUGAAUGGCAUUUACUAGCCAGCUGUCAACCUAUGCACAACAUGUAUUUUUUAGACAAGAAUGGUUGUAGGUUUGAAAUUGUGUAGGAUAAACUGAUAUUUUCCAUUAAAUUUUAAGUCUAUGAUUAUUUUAAUAUGACGCACGAAGAGUCUGAAAGAACAACACAAUAUAACUUAUGGUCUGCUUGUAAUUUUAAUGAAUCAUUAUCAUUUUGUGUAUUCUAUAUUCUUGUACAAAGGGAUAUGUAAAUUAUGGAGCUGUCUCCCAUGGAAACAGAAAGGGGGACACAAAUUAUGAUGAGUUUGACAUACAUAUAUUCUAUUCCCCAAAAAGAUCCAAUUUAAUUGUUGCCUGUUUUGAUUUUAUCUGCAUUGGUAGUUGUUAGACUCUAGAGAAAGAAAACAUUGGUAAACUUGUGAAAUACAAUCCAUAAAUUCAAUAAUUAAUCCAAAAAUGGAUGAUGGGCAUCAAUAAUGUAAAAUUGAUUAGGUAAUUUGAGCUUUUUAUUUAUAGUUUUCUAUAGCCAAGCUUUUUUUAUUACAUUUCCAUAAAGAUUUUCAUUUUUUGAACCAUUUCAUUUGUCAUUACAUUGUUUGUAGUGUUCACAGCAAAAGAAAAAAAUUCCUAAUUAUUUUUUGAGGAAGUGAUACAGUAUUCAAGAUUUCUUUCUCAGAUUACUAUGUGGUCUUGCGUUUUGAAUGUAGACAUUUCAUUAAUGCUGAAAUAAUGGAAAUGAAAUAAGAACACUUAAUUCAUAUUUUAAAUGACCAAUUGAUGACUGCUUUAUGCAUCAUCUACCUAAUUUUCAAGCUGCACAUUAUUUUUAUAUAACUGAUCCAUCUUCAUUGAAGUAGUGUAAUCCAAUGACACGUUGUCAGAUGUGGUAAUGACAAGCUCCAAGGACUCUAAUUUGAAAAAAUGCUGUAACAUCAUUUGAUUACUUAACUAUUUAAAGAAAUUAAUUUCUUAAUGCAAAGCUUUUUUAUUGCUUUUUUUUUGGGUAAUAGUUGGGUAUAAUUUUUGGAGAUUUCUGUGUUAAUUUGUCAUGGGUUACAUAAACAAAGACAAAUCUGAAUAUAUUUUGAAGGCCGUUUAAGCUUAGUUAUAAACAGAAAAUUCAUUUUGCAUCAAAGCAUUAUGUUUUGUUUUACAGAUUAAAAAAUUUGAACUGAUUUUAGACUGAACCUUUAUGAUGAAAUUUUACUAGAUUAAGAAUGAAUAAUUCAUAAUAAUUUGAUUCUGUAAUCCUUACAUUAGUAUGACAUUAACUUGGUUAAACAAAGCAAAUUAUGGCAGGUCUGUGUUCAUUGUUACCAAUGAGAACUAAAUUGUAUGUCAGUUAACACAUGUAGGUAUUAUUGAUAUUUAAGUUUCAACUGCUAUUAUUAUUUUUUAUAUGCUAUUAACAUCACUGUAUAAAUCUCCAGUGAUGUAAAUUAUGAGAUACUGUCAUUACACUCAUGUCUAUAAUUAAUAAAGGAAUUUUAAUAUAUUA
Messenger RNA from Mytilus californianus (California mussel), 6629 nucleotides. Its product is annotated as ras-related protein Rab-10-like. Bases 236 to 832 code for a protein of 198 amino acids. The record is from RefSeq and is a predicted model, not a curated record. Gene Ontology annotation, cellular component: Golgi apparatus; recycling endosome; insulin-responsive compartment. Gene Ontology annotation, biological process: cellular response to insulin stimulus. Lineage: Eukaryota; Metazoa; Mollusca; Bivalvia; Mytilida; Mytilidae. The transcript is spliced from 6 exons. Gene Ontology annotation, molecular function: GTPase activity; GTP binding.